Raphanus sativus (radish) is the source of this 1206-nucleotide messenger RNA. RefSeq names its product homeobox-leucine zipper protein HDG11-like. Gene Ontology annotation, molecular function: lipid binding. The transcript is spliced from 3 exons. Lineage: Eukaryota; Viridiplantae; Streptophyta; Magnoliopsida; Brassicales; Brassicaceae. Bases 526 to 1194 code for a protein of 222 amino acids. The record is from RefSeq and is a predicted model, not a curated record.
UGAUAUUAUUUAUAAUGGUGUUGUUACUCGUUUCUUUGUCUGUCAAACUUUGAGUUCCAUAUAACAAUCAUAAAGGUUUGUAACUUUUUACAAAAGGGUUAAAACAGCUAGGGUAAGCCUUGGACAAAAAAAUAUAAAAACAAGGAUAGCCUAGAACAAAGAGAUGAGAAGCAGAGUUAUUCAUAAGAUAUCAACUUCACAUAAUAAAAAGAGAUGGUCUCUGCAUUCAAGUUCCAAGUCACACAAGCAGCAAUUAGGAGAGGUGUUUAAACCCCAUAUUACCAUACGAAAGCGCGUCGGAAGUCUAUCCAGAGCCAGCCACAUAGUAUAAGAAUACUUAGGGAUAGAGACUUUGAACCACACAUUAGAGGUCCAUGGCUUCUCCUCCUCGCGUUGUCUAACAGACUCCCAUGUCUUCUUUGCCGAGAAAGAACUGAGCUCUUGAUCAUUUAUUCUCCAGCAGUAAGAAUCAUCAACAGAUCAAGUUCUGGUUCCAGAACAGACGUACUCAGCUUAAGGCUCAACAUGAGAGCAGAUAACAGUGUACUAAAAGCAGAGAACGACAAGAUUAGAUGCGUGAACAUUGCCAUCAGAGAAGCUCUCAAGCAUGCUAUAUGCCCAAACUGUGGUGGUCCUCCUGUUAGUGAAGAUCCUUAUUUAGAUGAGCAAAAGCUUCGCAUGGAAAACGCACAUCUCAGAGAAGAGCUUGAAAGAAUGUCCACGGUUGCAUCAAAGUUCAUGGGAAGACCAAUCUCUUCUCACAUCUCAACGCUACAUCCAAUGCACAUCUCCCCGUUGGAUCUGUCAAUGACUAGCUUAACUGGUCCUUCACUGGAUUUCGAUCUUCUUCCAGGAAGCUCUAUGUCUAGUAACUUUGCUAUAUCUGACAUGGAUAAGCCUAUUAUGAACGACAUUGCUUUGACUGCUAUGCAAGAAUUGCUCAGGCUUGUUCACACAAACGAGCCUCUGUGGAACAGAGCAGAUGGGUGCAGAGACGUUCUCAAUCUUGGAAGCUAUGAGAAUGUUUUCCCAAGGUCAAGUAACCGAGGGAAGAACCAUAACCAUAGAAUCGAGGCGUCUAGGUCCUCUGCUAUGAGAAUUUCAAUUGAAACCAAAGAGUUUUUGAGAAUACUAGGGCUAGUUGCAAUACUUCGAGAGACAUAUUUUAUGAAGCAAGUUUUCAUAAAUCAAUGAUCUAAUAACUAC